AUGAGUGAGUAUGGUGCAGGUCCGGGUCCGUUCCGAUCGCCGUACACGGUGGAGAACAGGAAGCUCGAGAACGUCAAGAAAGCCUUCUGGCAGAGCUCUCUUGGAUUUGGUGGCAUGGGCGACAUCCCGCAGAGCAGGCGCCACUCGUUCGCCGAUGUACCAACCCGCCAGCCAUCCAUCGGCUCUAUUGGCGAACAUGUCACCCAUGAACCGGGUCAUUUAGAUGGUCAACUGUCUCAAGAUCUUCCAUCAGGCUACUCUGAAAGCAGCAUGUUCUCCGGCAACAACCCAGCCUCAUACUUCAAUCCAGGGGCCAACCUCUCAAAUGCUCAGCAAGCCCUUAUGCAAUCUGCAUACGGCAACCCUUAUCCCUCACCAUACGGUCUACAGACUCCCUUCUCAAACAGACCUCCGUCACCCCACCGUAGCAUGUAUGGCAUGUCUCAGCCACGGCAAUCCCAGAAGCUGCACAUUGUUCUCUUCAAAUGUGCCCGUGCCGACGUGUUUUACAUCCAAGAGGGAACCGGUUUGACGGUCAAACCUGGCGAUCUUGUAAUUGUGGAAGCAGAUCGAGGCACAGACUUGGGUACGGUAGCCAAGGACAACGUAGACUGGAAUCAAGCCAAAGAACUCAAAGAACACUACGCUGAAGAGCAAUACAAGUGGCUCAUGAUGUAUUCUCAGAACGCUGCAGCCGCCCAAGAGGGCACUGGUGCUGGACUCAUGGCUGCAUCCAACGGAAUGCACGGCAGUGCCGUUGGCGGGAUGGGACCUCCAAGUCAACACCACAUGCAGGAACCCAAUGCGGGCGAACUGAAACCAAAGCUCAUCAAGCGGCUUGCCCAGAGCCACGAGGUGCAUGCUCUGAGGGAUAAGGAAGGCAAUGAGGCUAAGGCAAAACGAGUCUGCAUGCAGAAGGUGAAAGAGCAUGGACUCAACAUGGAGAUCCUCGACGCCGAAUUUCAGAUGGACUGGAAGAAAUUGACCUUCUACUACUUCGCCGAUUCCUACAUCAACUUCAACUCCCUUGUAACCGACCUCUUCAAGAUAUAUAAGACUCGUAUUUGGAUCCGAUGCGAGGACGCUUUGCAGGAGGACAAGCCGGAGGUGCACAACAUGAUCAACCUGUCUCACCCCUUACAGCACAGAACGACUGGGUCGGCUCGUUCCAAGGCUUAUCACUGA
Messenger RNA from Phaeoacremonium minimum UCRPA7, 1185 nucleotides. Its product is annotated as putative psp1 domain-containing protein. NCBI's taxonomy places the organism in Eukaryota, Fungi, Ascomycota, Sordariomycetes, Togniniales, Togniniaceae. Gene Ontology annotation, cellular component: cytoplasm. The coding region runs from base 1 to 1185 and encodes 394 amino acids. The record is from RefSeq and is a predicted model, not a curated record. The transcript has 4 exons.